Messenger RNA from Diaporthe amygdali, 2109 nucleotides. RefSeq lists its product as uncharacterized. The record is from RefSeq and is a predicted model, not a curated record. Bases 1 to 2109 code for a protein of 702 amino acids. The transcript has 4 exons. NCBI's taxonomy places the organism in Eukaryota, Fungi, Ascomycota, Sordariomycetes, Diaporthales, Diaporthaceae.
AUGGCCGAAGUGUUGGGUAUCGUCGGCAGCGUUAUCGGCAUUGCCCAGCUCGCCGGUACCAUCAUCGCCACUGGGACCAGAUUAAGCGGUAUACUCAAAGAAAUGCAGGACAUCCCGGAUGAGAUAUCCAUCCGGCUCGAGCAGCUUCACAUGCUGUCACUAAGCUUGCAACAGUCAGAGGGUUCUAGCAUCACGUCAAUCCCUUCUCUGCACCACGCGAGACAGCAUUGUCAGAAGUGUCUCUCCGGGCUGACGCACAUGCUCGAGGAACUGACUGACAGGCUUGAAAGAUCUCGCGGGAUGAGAAGAAAGGCAUCUAUUGCGAGACAUCUUCUCCGAAAGGACGAACUUGCAAAAGUUGAGCGGCGGCUGUCGCAUUCUGUUGAGCUACUCACUGUCGUCAAUCAAAUGUAUAUGAUUCACCUUCUGGAGUCUCAAAGACUCCGUUUCAUACAUAAUAAUUCCGUCGGCACAUCUGUGCCGAUCCUCCAAGAAAGGACAGAGCCGCCGCUGAGUCUCGAGGGUCGCAGGGCCAUGUCAGAACAAAGGCUGAAUAGCACCGCCAAUUCACCGAUCGGUACCAUAACUGUCGAACACUCAUUCCGCAAAAUUGUAAAAAGCUCAUGGCCCAAGUCAACAUGGGAACUUGGCUUGGCUUACAUCACAGGCUCUCUUCAACUUGAGUUUUAUCAAUCGCCUUCAUCAGAUAUCACAUGCAGAGCUUCCGCUUCAAGCGAUGAUAAGCUUUCAUACCACGAAAAGGCCGACCAAUCGGUAUUAGGAGUACCGAAAGCCAGGAUAAAGAUUAGCUUGCCCACAUGGUGGUCGGGCAAGGUCAUCGAGGCACUUCUCUACAGAAGCCAGGUUGGAUGGAUGCAGCUGUUGAGGACGCGCAACAACCUGGCCUACUCAAGAGAGCUAUAUGACAGGGUUUUAGGCAAUAUAGAGAGUGGAAAUCUAGCAGAGCUCGUAAAACAGUUUGACCAGAGGCAGCUAGCCCCGUGGGAUGAGUUGUGGAGCGGCUGGAAUCUAUUCGCGGCCAAUGGCACAUAUGCUCAUUUCUUUUGGAUCGAGGAGUGGAAGCAUAUUUGGAUCUCUGCUUAUAUUCGCGAGUACCAACCACCCAGGCGUCGCUCCAGAUACCACAUCAAUGAUGUGGUUGUAGCUGCCCGUUUUGAUUCCUGGACUGGAGACCAACGACUCCUUGAUUAUCAACGAUUAAUCAAAGAGACCGACCAGAAUGACGCCUUGGUCCUGUCGCUCUUGAGUCAUUGGAAAGGCUCUCUCGUGUCUUUCACCAAUGUCAGACGCUCGGUGUGGUCAGAUGAUGAGUUUUACUCCAAAAGGUUCUUGAGAAAACGCAUGCAGCUCACCACCGGUCUGGUCUUGAACGGGCCAGUCAUUGCAAAAAGAAACACCGAUGUCAUACCCAUAACACGCUUUGCCCUGGAACAAGCAGGAAGUUGGACGCAAGCAUCGAUUGACCUGUCUAUCUCCAGCAACAGGGGCGAAACACUACUCCAUGGCAUAGCUGGGGUAAUUGGGUUGUUGAGAGGCCAGGAGCCAGUCGAGGAAUGGCUGCGUUUAAGUAUAGAUGUCGUUAAAAACUCAAGCCUGAGGCAUAUAUGCCAAGCCAGCGCGAUUAGCCGUGGGCCAGAUUUGGAGACACCACUUCUCCGGCUGAUUCAACGGUCUUUUGACCCUGGAUUUCCUUUUUGCUGCCAGAUGGUUAAUCAGGGCUCAUUACGAAAGCGCGUUCAGCGCUGUGAGACCACAAUUUCAUCAUGGUUGGGAGGUUUGCUUGUCGCCGGUGUGGAUCUGUUCAGGUAUGGUCAGGAAGAGGCCCAUGCCCAUGUAAAUGCUCCUGGAGUCAGGAGGGAAUUCGGACUUGACUUCAGUUGCGAUGAUGCAAUCAGCCACAAUUGGUGGGGUCACAUCCGGCUAAUUAAAUUCGACUUUGGCAAGUCUCCAUCGCAGUGGAAGUUUUGGUGGUCUGAGAUGACCGAUCAAUUUGCAGGGCAUUUUUGGCACAUGGUCGAAGAGCAAGAGAUAUCAAAUCUCAGAGUCCCGGGGGCAUGGGUUGAUGAUGACUUUCCCACAGGAGUCUAG